Aegilops tauschii subsp. strangulata is the source of this 849-nucleotide messenger RNA. Lineage: Eukaryota; Viridiplantae; Streptophyta; Magnoliopsida; Poales; Poaceae. The record is from RefSeq and is a predicted model, not a curated record.
AUGGAUACCCAGACCACUGGAGCCAAGCCUGCUGUGAAGAGCACCUUCCGUCGUCAGCCGCCAAAGCCCCUCGCGACGACCCGCUGCAGCGCCUCAUGCGACAGAGAGACGCCGCGUUUGCCGGGGUUAGAUCCGCAGGCAUCGCUCCGAAUCCACCAUCCCCAGCCGCCGCAGCAGCCCAUGCCGAUGCAGCCAUCGCUCCGGGGCCGCCGCCCCGGCAUCCUUGCCUUGCCGCAAAUCCGCGCCGACCGCCCAUCGAAGCAGCAGGAGCACGCCGCCCAGGCGCGCGCCACGCACGCCGUCGCAUCCGCUGGAGACCGGAUCCGCCACCCCCGCACCUCCACGCACCACAGGCCUCCGAGCCAUGCCGACGGCGCUGCCCGGGCCCUCCGCGCGCCCGUGCCGUGCACCUCCACAGAUCUACAGCAGCUUCAUCCCAGGAUCCUCGCGAUGCCAGAUCGACGCCAGCUCCACCCUCCGCUGCGUCGCCCAGCAGACGCCCAAGCUCCGAGGCCGCCGCCCCGGCUUCCGCCCACCGCGAGCACCGGCCACCGCCCCCAGCAGCAGCAGCCAGCCUCCAGCGGCAUCGAUGGAGACACCGGCGCGCGAGGGAAGGCCACCGCGGCCCGGCCCCAGCCAAGCACCGCCGCAUGCGCGCAUCGGCCGCCGCCGCUCGAGAUCCAUCCGGGAUCUGCCGAGGCGCGUGCGUGGGAAGACGGCCCCGCCGCCGCCGACGCCGUGCGGGCUUUGCCUGGCGGCGGCGCGGCGAGGGGUGGAGGUGGGAGGUGGCCGGCGCCCGAGGCGCUCAGUUCCGCCCGCUCCUGGGAGAGCGACGCGGGGGCGUUUUGA